Rhizopus microsporus ATCC 52813 is the source of this 618-nucleotide messenger RNA. RefSeq lists its product as uncharacterized. The record is from RefSeq and is a predicted model, not a curated record. Bases 1 to 618 code for a protein of 205 amino acids. The transcript is spliced from 2 exons. NCBI's taxonomy places the organism in Eukaryota, Fungi, Mucoromycota, Mucoromycetes, Mucorales, Rhizopodaceae.
AUGGCAAACAUUGACUACAAGUUAAACUAUAAAUUCAAGGAAGUGCAAGGAGACCUGGUUGUAGAAAAUAUAGAAAGUAAAAUCAUUUUUAAGGUACUUCUUCGCUAUCCUCCACGUUAUUGGAAACACGACCCAAUUUCAACGCAUGAAACAGCAUUCAAAAAGCAAAGAGAAGAUUGGGAAAGAAUUACAACUAUACCUUUAACCAAGACAAAUGGUCCGAAACCAAGAUUAAAGGAACCUAUAUUGCCCGUGGUCCGGCCCAAUACUGCCAAGAUUGGUGUCUGGACAGUACUGCGUAUCACCUUUAAUCCUUUGCCUAGAAAUAUCACGGUCUUUGAAAGAGAGCUUGGAAUGGCCGUCGACUUCAACCUGGUGCCUAGAGAUUCAAGCAAGAUGAAACCUACGAUCAAGGUAACAGAGACUUCUCGACUUCCGUUUCCUCUUACAUAUCUUGAUCAAGUAAAGUAUAAUUUUGAAUCUGAUCUUCUCUAUCUACUGGAAUCUGUCAUUUCAUAUCAUUAUAUUGAUGAAUAUAAUAUGGACGGUAACUUUCAUUCAACGAUCAAAGCCUUGGGUUCCUCUGUUGUCCAUGAAAUACUAGUACCAUGCUAUUAA